Messenger RNA from Oreochromis niloticus (Nile tilapia), 804 nucleotides. Its product is annotated as ladderlectin. The transcript has 6 exons. NCBI's taxonomy places the organism in Eukaryota, Metazoa, Chordata, Actinopteri, Cichliformes, Cichlidae. The coding region runs from base 145 to 645 and encodes 166 amino acids. The record is from RefSeq and is a predicted model, not a curated record.
UUUUCAGUGUUAGUUCCUAAUUUUGAAGCUUCAAAGAAACAGUAUAUAAGCACCGACCAUAGAGCUGUUCAGCACCUUCUCACUGGAAGGCUAAAGCUACCAGUCGGUGCUGAAAAGAAAUUCUACAAGAGAUACUACAUCACCAUGAAACUGGUGGUUGUGUCUGCACUUCUUUGUGCAAUGCUGGCUCUGAUCACUGCUGCUGAUCCACCAGCAAAGCAGCAUGUUGAAAAGAGAACCUAUUGUACUUGCGCCAGGUAUAGCGGCUGGACUAAAUAUGGCAACCGAAACUACCGCUAUAUUAACACUCCCAUGACUUGGGCUCAGGCUCAGAGAUACUGUGAGUACAUGAAUGCAAACUUGGCAUCGGUACACAACCUCUGGGAGUACCGGAUGAUUCAGCGUGUCAUUUAUUAUGCAACUCAUACAUACAAGACUACAUGGAUUGGAGGGUCUGAUGCUCAGCAGGAGGGUUAUUGGUUUUGGAUCGAUGGAACUCGUUUCAGAUACACGUUCUGGUGUCGGGGAGAGCCUAACAACCUUCACCGCAGAGAGCACUGCAUGCACAUGAACUUUACAGGAAGCAAAUGCAUGAAUGACAUACCCUGUAACUACCGAUACCCAUUUGUCUGCGUCAGGAAGUAAUUUCGAUGAUUCCCGGUCUGGCUUGAAGGCAAAUAAUCCUCCAGAAGAAUGUGUUGCUGAUUUACAUCUUUACCUUGUUUCUUUUGCUUCAAAGCUUCAUUUCCCAGAAUGAAAUGCUCUUAUCAUCGCCAUCAUUAAAACCUUAUGCAUUGAAUCAUA